Molecule: messenger RNA, 1921 nt
Organism: Myodes glareolus (Bank vole)
Lineage: Eukaryota; Metazoa; Chordata; Mammalia; Rodentia; Cricetidae
Gene: Tgfbr3l
Product: transforming growth factor beta receptor 3 like
Biological process (GO): cell migration; transforming growth factor beta receptor signaling pathway; epithelial to mesenchymal transition
Molecular function (GO): transforming growth factor beta binding; transforming growth factor beta receptor activity; glycosaminoglycan binding
Source: RefSeq, a predicted model, not a curated record
GUGGGAGGUGAUUGGAGUGACUUAGGGUAUCAAGCUGCUUUGUUGAGGGGCCCCCUUUUCCUAGAAACUUCAGCACACCAAGAAGUCCUUAUCCGCGCAGGCCUUGAGCAUGGGCUCGGAUGUCAGCCCCUGCAUCCUCCGCCCCCGCUCCCUGCUUCCCAGGGUGGCAGACUCACCAAGGCCAGGGCUGCCUACCCACACCUACAGGGCUGAGUACAGCCCAACCAGGUACCUGCUGCUGGCCUGGAGCAUUCCAGCCUGGAUAGACCACCAUGGUGGGCACCACACUCCUGCUUCUGGCCCUGCUCCCUGGGACCGCCACUGUGCUCAAUGAACCACUUGCACUCCCGUUCCCUGGGGCACCUGGCCCCUGGCUGCGCAGACCCCUUUUCAGUCUGGAUUUAUCAGACACAGAGGAUUCAUUCCCUCGCCGCACUGGACCACUGGAGGUUCCAGCCGACAGCCAUGUGUUUGUGCAGGCGGCUCUGGCCCGUCCUUCACCGAGAUGGGGCCUGGCCCUGCAUCGCUGCUCCCUAACGCCUUCCUCACGCCCGGCCCUGGGGCCUGCUCUGGUGCUUCUACGUGGGGGCUGCCCGGCCGAUGCCUCUGUCAGCUUCUCACCACCUCCACACCCGGAUGCUGCUCACCCUGCACGCUUCAGCUUCCGCCUGCGCCCGGUAUUUAACGCCUCAGUGCAGUUCUUGCACUGCCAGAUAAGCCGUUGCCGUCGCAGCAAGCGCCACCGGGCUGUCCGCCAGACACAGACGCCUCUGACCCCACCUUCGCAGUGUCUGCCUCAGGAUGAGGCAUGCACUGGCAGCGGUGAGAGCCUUGGUGCCGACAGCCCGCUCCUGCACACUCUGACGCAGCCCAUCGUGGUCACAGUACCUCGUCCGCCCCCUAGGCCGUCCAAGAGCAUCCCAGGCAGGGCCGUGCGCCCCGAGCCGUCCGCUCCAGCCGCUGCAGCCUUGGAGCCCGCACCAGUGGUGGCGUUAGUGUUGGCGGCAUUCGUGCUGGGUGCUGCGCUGGCUGCAGGGCUCGGUCUCGUCUGCGCGCACUCAGGUACCGACUUCUGUCCCGCCAGAACCCCACAUCUAUUUCCACACGUACGGACAGCCUACUCCCUCAUACAUCACCCCACCCCCAUAUAUCCCGUGCGCCCUAAAACUUCUCUCUCGGAUCUGGCCCUCAGGGCUAGUAUACCUGCUGCAGCUCCCACCAGGGGGCGCGCUUACCCUGGCACAGCUCACAAGCAACCCCUAUCCUAGCCCGCUUCUUCUUUCAGCACCUCCAGCCCCCGGCCAGCCUCUUAGAGCUUCGCCCAGCGGCCCCCAGCUCCAGAGGCCCUCGUAGGCAGGUAAGCACAGGGUGCCAAGAUCUGAAGCAAGAGCUAGGAGAUGGUGAUGGUAAGGGUCCUUCACAGCCCUUACUCACAGGGCUCCAAAUAGUUUGAAUAUUCAUUUAGUCUUUUGAACAACCUUCAGGCGGCUACUUUUACCGUUUCCAUCAGAGAUUUUCUUUAAAACAACAACAACAACAACAACAAAACACGGCACUUUUUAUGAGGCUAAGUAACUUGUCAAGGUGGAGCUGGAAAUUGAAUGUGGGGCAUGGGGUUACCAGCAGUUCUUGAACAGGCACUAGGUAAGAGUUAGGGAUAAAACACAGUUCCUAGUCUCACACCGGUGCAUAGACUGAUGGAAGAAGCCAAUGUCUGCUGGGAAAAUGUUGUGACCCGAGAGGUGAUCUCCCAUGCUGAGCCUCUGCCUCCUCUAGAGAUGCCACAACGCGGUGAAGUCCUCCGAUGCACCCAGUCAUGGAUUCAGAACCUUUUGGGAGGACUUCUGCACGUCUCUCCUCCAUCACGCCCUUCUCAUCUUUACUCCCCUGGUUCAAAAUAAAUUGCGGACCUGCCUGCUAA